UUAUUCAGUGUGACCGAAGUCGGCAAAUACAAAAAUUCUGUUUGGCCACCGCAAGUAAAAACGAAACUAGUUGCGAAUUUACAUAUUGGCCAAUAUAAAAACGAUAUUCGUCUACUAAUUGCUUUUAUUUGAUUUUUUUUUGUUUUGAUAUGGCGGAAGCUCGCUCUGGCGCAGCCUACAACUACAAGACACUGCUAUGCACCAACAUACCGGAACUUUUCCUUGACAAAUUUGUGGCGCGCACGCAUUUCAGCCGCUUUGGCAACCUGGUGAACUUUGUGCUGCGGCCCAGACGGAUGACCUGCACGGUCAGCUAUGCCAGCGAAGCUGAGGCAGCCGUUGCACUGCGCGAGGGCAACGUCUACAACGGACACGAGUUCGAGAUGAGCUACGCAGAGAACGAGAGCGCGCCGGCACAAAAAACAGAGGAAUGGGUCGAUCCCGAUGUGCAGGCCGAGCUGAGUGCCCUGAGCGCCGGCUGGCGCAACGAAUAUGGUGGCACUAAGGUGGCGAGCGCAGCAAAAGCAGCUGGUGCCUUUGGCGCGCCCAGACCCGUCGCUACGCCAUCGGGCGGCAAUGUUGAAAGGGAGCGGGAGCGAGAGCGCGAGCGGGAACGAGAGCGAGAACGAGAACGGGAACGUCAGCGUGCACCCGCGCAAUACAAGGCGGCCAAGCUGGAACUGGAGGCGCUUAUGCGCAAGCCGGCUCACACCAGCGAGGAGAAGUAUCGCGUGCUGGACGCCCGGGAUAAACUGUUGCGCCUGAACCAGCGACGUGGCACAACGGAUGCACAGCGUCUGCAGGGCCACUGCCCGGACAUGUGUCCGGAGAAGGAGCGUGUGCUGCGCGAAUUUCAACGCCAGGUGGCACUCUACGAGCUGAAGCCGGGCUCCGAUGAGCAGAUCUGCCAUGAGCUCGCCCUGAAGCAGUAUUCGCGCAGCAGCGCCGAUCAGGAGACACCGCUGCCGCACGAGCUGCGCGCAGAGCAGGCGCUGCACAUGACUAUGAGCUAUCUGAUGCACGAAAUCAUGGAUAUAAGCGAGCAAACAGAGAACCUGGGCGAUUGGUUUCAUUUCGUUUGGGAUCGCACACGCUCCAUACGCAAGGAGAUCACACAGCAGGAGCUGUGCUCUCUGGGCGCCGUCAAGCUGGUGGAGCAAUGCGCACGCUUUCACAUACACUGCGCUGCCCGCCUGGUCGCCGAAGAUCCCAGCGUCUUUGAUACGAAAAUCAAUGCCGAGAAUCUAACGAAAUGCCUGCAAACACUUAAAUACAUGUACCAUGAUCUGCGCCUGAAGGGUGUUCAGUGUCCGCGCGAGGCUGAAUUCCGCGGCUAUAUUGUCCUGCUCAAUCUGGCGGAUGCCAACUUUCUCUGGGACAUUGCCCAGCUGCCCGUGGAGCUGCAAAACUGCACGGAAAUACGGCGUGCCAUUCAAUUCUAUUUGGCGCUGCAGGACACGAAUUUUGUGCGCUUCUUUCAGCUGCUGCGCGAACCGGAAACAAGCUAUCUGAGCGCCUGCAUCCUGGUCACCUACUUCAUGCGUCUGCGCAUUCUCGCCCUGCAUCGCAUAGUGCAGGCCUAUCGAGCGCCACGCAAAUAUGAGUUCUCCUCGCUGCCCGUCCGAUUUAUACGCCAGAUGCUGCUCUUCUCAAGCGAUGCGGAGGCCAUCGAAUUUGUCGAGUGCUGCGGCCUGAACGUGAACCAAUCGGGCCGUGUGGAACUGACGCGCAUUCACACGCCGGAGCAUUACAAGCUGAGCAGACAGUUCAAGCUGGUGGAAUCGAAGCGUCAUCAGAGCGUUGGCGAAUGCAUUUGCGGCGAGCCGCUGCCGCCCAAAUCGCUGUACAAAAAUCAUCGGCCGCACAACAGCUUCAACGAGCAGGGCUAUCUUAAGAGCAGCGCCUGGACGGCCAGAGACCAGCUGCCCAACAGCGUGGACCUGGAGGAGGAAUCGAGAGCAGCAACAACAUCAACAGCAGGAACAGCAGUAGCAGCAGGCAACACAGACGCACAGAUCGCAAGCGGCACGCAGAGCACAGGACAAACGGAUAAUCUGUUCAAGGUGCCGCUCUUCUCGGCGCCCGUUUCGCCGAAGAUCAAAUCAACGACGCCGCCGCCGCAACCACAAGCGCAUUCACAUCCAGCACAACAGCUGCUUUCGACGCCAGGGCAGGCGAGCCACAACAAGGAUUACAGCCUGGAUAUGCUCCAACAACAUGCCGCUGCAUUUACAAGCAAUAUAUUCGGGGCACAGCCCAGCCAGAGUUCCGGCAUUGGCUUUAGUUUUGCAGCCGCCGCCGCCACCGGAGCAGCGUCGCAGCCGGCGCAAUCAGCAGCAGCAGCGGCGGCUGUGGCGGAACAGCAGCGCCAACAAAAGGCCGCCGAUGAUGCCAAACUGGCUGCACUGCAGCAGGCUAUAGCGACGGCCAAGCAGCGCGAACUGGAGCUGCUCGAGAUGCAAAAGGCCAAGCUGGAGCAGGCGGAACGCGCGAGACGCCAGCGCCAGCUCGAACAGAGACUGGCCAAGGAGGAGCAACAGCGUCGAGAACAGCAGGCGGCAGCAGCCGCAGCCGCUGAAGCCGAGGCGCAACGUAUGCGAGUGGAACGCCAGGCGGUGGCACGCGAGGCCCAAUGCAAGCAGCUGCUUAGCGAGCUAAUUGACCAGCAGCUGGCGUCCAUGUGCCAAGAGGAAUGGCGUCUACAUCGGCAUGCGCUGGACAUGUACGACACGCUGCUGAAGGAGCAAAUCGUUGAGCUGGUCAGGCGGAGUCUGCUGCGCGCCGACUAUGAAAUGGGCCUGAUGCGUCACUAUUGGCGACGCUGGCGCAAUUAUCGACGUGUCCAGCAGCGCAAGGAGGCGCUGUUUGCGUGCCUGCCGCUCAGCUUUGGCGGCGAGUCGAGCCAGCGAUUGCUGGACAUGCGUACAGCGGAGCAACCUUUGCGCCUGAUGCGUCGCUAUCGCCAGGGCGAGCCCUGCGACUAUCGCCAGCUGCUGGCGGGCAUGGAGGAUCAGUGCUGGCUCAAGCUCGACCUGUGGGAGCUGCUUGCCCGUGCGUUCCAACAGCAGCAACAUUUCACGCCCGGGGCCCGUCACUAUUUCAAGCUGUUGCUAUCGCUGCCCGACGGCAGUGCGGGACUCGUCAUGGAGCAUGCAUUGGAUCGCGGACUGCUGCAACAGCCGGUGCAGGGCGCUGCUCAAAACUCAGGCACCGGCGCCGCCUCCGACGCAGCCUACAUCAAUGGACUCGCGCACGGCGUGGCGCUGUGCGUGCACAAGCUGAAGGGCAGCACGGAGUCGCAUUCCAAGCAGCUGCUGGCCAAUGCCGAUGGCAUCGUUUGCUUUGUGGAUGCCAAACAGCUGCUGGAGGCGCGCCACCGUUUGCACAGCCUCGUGCGCAACAGCGGCUGCGGCUAUGUGGCGCUCAUCGUGCAGCAGCAGGAGACGCCACAGACGCUGCUGGCGCAACAGCUGCAGCUGGAAACGCUGCGGGCUUAUCGCAUCUACGACUGCCGGACAAUGGCGCGCGGCAAACAGAAGCUGCAGCUGGUGGCCCUGCUCCAGUGUGCCGCACAAUUUCUGGCCAAGCAGCCGCAUCGCAGUCGCGGUCCGCUGCAGCAGGCGGAGAUGCGCGAAUGGCUGCAUUGUCAUUUGGGCGACGAGCUGUUCCAGCGGCUGCGCGAUGCGGCGCAACGGGAUGCGACCAUUGGCAGCCGCUGUCGCCAGUCGCCACAGUACUGUGCCCAGCUGUACAAUGAGGCUGUGCAUCGCCUGCAGCUGGUGGCGGGCGAACAGCUGGAGGAUCGUCCGCAGCUGCCGCAGGAGCUGCGCUGCUAUGUGGAGCCGCUGCCGCCGCAGACACCGUUGCCCAAUCGACUCGAAUACUUUGUGACCGGCUGGCAGACGCGUCAACAACGUGCACAGAUUGUCCAGCUGCUCGAGCAGGCCAAGCUGCCGGAGAUGCUGCCGCUGCCGGCCAGGCAGCGGGACAUUUGCGAAUGGCUGCUGAACUAUGCCCAGCUAAGCGAGGAGGAGUCACUGGUGGAGACGGUGGCACUGCGUGCCAUACAAACGCUGCAGCUGCAGAUGCGCGCCGGCAGCCCCAACUAUCUGGACAUUGUGGAGAUCUUUGCCAAGGAGCGGCUGCAGCAUAUGCUGCGCCGCAAUGCAGCCAAGCUGCCAGCAGCUGUUGUCUAUAGGCGCCACACCAUGCAGCGUUGCUUCGAGUCGCACUGGUACUUCGACUGGCAGGCAGCGGAGGAGCCAACGGGAGCAGCACUUGUGGAUGAUGAGCAGCAGCAGCGGGAGCAGCAGCAGCAGCAGGAGCAGAUGUAUCAAGCGGAGGCAAUUGAACCGGAGCCGCUUAGCUUUGAGCAAGUGCUGCAACAGGCUCAGGCCGCGCUGGACAAAUGCCAGCAACAGCGCUUUGAGCGCAAGACAUUAAGCGUCCUCAACGAACCGCUCGACAAGAUGGAGCGCACCAUGAAACGCUGCGACCGACAGCAGCAUCAGCAUCAUCUGCACCAGCACCAGCAGUAUCAUCGCCAGGAACGACAGGCUGAAAACUGGCCAGCGCGGCAGAUCAUCAAGCGACAACGCCUCAGUUCACCUGCCGAUGAGUGCUCAGCUCUGUUGGAUCGCACCGAGCGUCUGCUCGAUGUUAGCCAAACGAGCGAGGAGCGCCGCCUUCAAGUACUGCAACGUGCCAAUAAGUUUCUAUAAUCGCUGCCGCAAUUAGUUGUAUUAUACAAGUUUCGAGAUUCGUCAUAAAUUUAUAUAAAUUGUCACUUUAGAAA
This is a messenger RNA of Drosophila montana, 4795 nucleotides long. It is a transcript of the gene xmas, whose product is annotated as RRM_XMAS2 and SAC3_GANP domain-containing protein xmas. The coding region runs from base 150 to 4721 and encodes 1523 amino acids. Gene Ontology annotation, molecular function: nucleic acid binding. Gene Ontology annotation, biological process: mRNA export from nucleus. NCBI's taxonomy places the organism in Eukaryota, Metazoa, Arthropoda, Insecta, Diptera, Drosophilidae. Gene Ontology annotation, cellular component: nucleus; transcription export complex 2; cytoplasm. The transcript is spliced from 3 exons. The record is from RefSeq and is a predicted model, not a curated record.